AUAUUUUGUCAUGAAAUUGAAGGUUCAAGCAAAGGAGUUCAUCCUCCAUGACAUUGAAGUAGCCAAUGCAAUUGUUGAUUUUGUCAAUGUCAGUUCCAUCACCACGCUUGUCAUCGGUGCUUCAAAUCAUAGUGUUUUUACAAGAGCUUUCAGAAAUGUGGAUGUGGCAACUACAGUGAGCAAAGCUUUGCCCGAGUUUUGUUCAGUGUAUACUAUUGCAAAAACAAAAGUUCAGAGUGUGCGUAUCGCCACUCAAUCUUUGAUCCCUAAUAGCACUGCGCCGCUUAAUUCAAGGACAUCAUCUCAAACGCCUCCCAAUUGGGAAGAUUCUAACGAACAUACCUUAACUUUACCGAAAUCAACAAGCGGAAGAAGAUCUCCGGUGAUUUAUACUUCAAGUUUUCAACAAAUGAACAAUUCCCCAAGUAUCCUCCAACGGGCUAACGUUGAAGAUAGUGUAUCUUCGCAUCAUCAUCAUCAUGGUCAUGCAUCGGACGUUAGUGUUGUCUCUGGGCCACGCAGUUACCAAUCAACUGAAAUGAUGUCCUCUCCUCAUCAUCUUAGCCACUCACGUACAUCAAAUGCUUCCAGAACUUCUUCAAUGGAAAUGACGACAGAAUUAGAAACUGAAAUGAGGAAACUGAAAUUCGAGAUGGGGCAUACGAUGGAAAUGUAUAAUUCAGCUUGCAGAGAAGCUAUUGUUGCUAAGAACAAGGCAAGAGAAAUAGAUCAAUGGAAGAUGGAGGAGGAACAUAAACUAGAGGUGGCUAAACGAUCACAGGAUUCUGCCAUUGCUUUUGCGGAGAUGGAAAAGCAAAAGAGCAAGGCUGCCUUUGAGGCAGUAAAGAUGGCCCAAAGACUCGCGGAAUUGGAGGUUCAGAAGAGGAAAACUGCAGAGAUGAAGGCCGAUCACGAGGCGAGAGAGAGGCAAAAGGCGGUAGAGGCACUUGCACGAGUAGAUGUUAUGUGCAGAAAGUACACCAUCGAAGAGAUUGAAGUUGGCACGAAUAAGUUCUCGAAUUCACUAAAGAUCGGCGAAGGAGGAUAUGGACCUGUUUUUAAAGGCGUUCUGGAUCAUACGGCAGUUUCCAUUAAGGUGUUGAGACCGGACAUGGCACAGGGUCGUAGAUAUUUUCAGAGAGAGGUUGAGGUGCUAAGCUAUCUGAGGCAUCCAAACAUGGUUCUUCUCAUCGGUGCGUGUCCAGAAUUCGGAUGCCUGGUUUACGAGCACAUGGAGAAUGGGAAUCUCGAAGACGUGAUUUUGAGAAAAAACAAGGCACCCCCGUUGCCGUGGAGAUCGCGGUUCAAAAUAUGCGCAGAAAUCUCAACGGCGCUGCUGUUCCUUCACCAGACGAAGCCAGAGCCGAUAGUCCACAGAAACCUGAAGCCGACAAACAUUCUGUUAGACAGGAACUGGGUGAGCAAGAUUAGCGACGUGGGCCUGUCUCGGCUAGUUCCGGCGGCAGUGGCGGAGAGCGUGACGAUGUAUCACGUGACAUCAGCAACGGGUGCGUUUUGUUAUAUAGAUCCCGAAUACCAACAGACGGGAAAGCUGGGCGUGAAGUCGGAUAUAUAUUCGCUGGGAGUGAUGUUGUUGCAGAUGAUUACGGGAAAGCCUCCAAUGGGAUUGGCCUUUAACGUGAGACUGGCGAUUGAGAAAGGGACGUUCAAGGAGAUGCUCGAUCAAAGUGUAAGCGAUUGGCCGGUUGAAGAGACAUUAUGUUUUGCUAAGUUGGCUUUAAAUUGCUGCGAGCUUAGUAGGAAGGACAGACCAGACCUUGCUUCUGUUAUCUUGCCCGAACUCAAAAGACUAAGCAACCUUCAAACUGAUCAGAGCUUAGUAGUAGUAGGUUUUUCAAAGCAAAGUGAUUUUAACAAGUCACAACAACAACAAGAAGAAGAGGAAGAUAGUAACAUGUCAAGGCCGCCAAAACUAAACCCUCCAAUGAUGUAGUCCAAGUUUGACUAGCA
Molecule: messenger RNA, 1971 nt
Organism: Impatiens glandulifera
Lineage: Eukaryota; Viridiplantae; Streptophyta; Magnoliopsida; Ericales; Balsaminaceae
Product: U-box domain-containing protein 52-like
Exons: 5
Coding region: 11-1954 (647 amino acids)
Biological process (GO): protein phosphorylation
Molecular function (GO): protein kinase activity; ATP binding
Source: RefSeq, a predicted model, not a curated record